Sinocyclocheilus grahami is the source of this 1461-nucleotide messenger RNA. Its product is annotated as DNA-directed RNA polymerase III subunit RPC3-like. NCBI's taxonomy places the organism in Eukaryota, Metazoa, Chordata, Actinopteri, Cypriniformes, Cyprinidae. The transcript has 13 exons. The record is from RefSeq and is a predicted model, not a curated record. Bases 1 to 1461 code for a protein of 486 amino acids. Gene Ontology annotation, biological process: DNA-templated transcription. Gene Ontology annotation, molecular function: single-stranded DNA binding. Gene Ontology annotation, cellular component: RNA polymerase III complex.
AUGACUCUGGGCUACUACAGCCCCCACAUAACUGCUUCAGAGUUUAUGAUGACAGCACAGGAGGUGCGUUUGUGUGGGCUGCUGCUGCAGGAGCACUUUGGAGAUGUGGUGGAGAAAGUGGGCACUCAUCUGAUCCGCAGGGGAGUUCUGACCUUGCGAGCACUUGCCCAUGAGACCAAACUUCCUCUUGACCUGGUCAAGAAGUCUCUGUGUGUGCUGAUGCAGCAUGGGAUGUGUGCGUUUGGUGCUGGGCGUCGUGGGCCAGCGGGACCUGUGGAAUAUCACAUCAUCUGUGAGCACAUCCUACACAUGAACCGUUAUCCACGCUACAUCUACACCGCCAAGAGUCUUUAUGGAGACACAGGCGAGCUCAUUGUUGAGGAGAUACUGCAGAGAGGACAGAUGACUAUGAGCAGCACAGUCAAGACUGUAGCAGACCGGCUGACCCACAAUAUGCCAGCUCUUUUUGCACCAGAGGGCCAGAGUAUGGACUACAGUGAGGUUGUCUCUGCAUUCUCCCGGUUGGUGGAGACUCAUUUCCUGCAGCGUUGUCCUCCUAUGGCCUCAGCAGGAUCGUCAAGCUCAGGAGCAGUCAACGCUCCCCUUCCAGCUGUAACACAGCCCACUAAACCAGAGGACCACCCAGAAUGCUACAAACUACCCUACAUCACCGGUCAAGGAAAACGCAGACGCUCAAGUGAGGAUGGUGAAGCUGAGCAACGUGCGACAAAGAAAGCCAAGACAGACAAUAGUGAGCGUGGUGGUGAAGGGAUCUAUUGGCAGGUGACUUUUCAACGCUUUCACCUGCACUUCAGAGAUCAGGCCAUUAUUAGUGCCGUUUCCUGUAAACUUGAUCAGACUAGCAGUGAGAUUGUUAGAACCAUGUUGCGGAUGAGUGAAGUUAAAAUGCCGGCUCACGCUGCUUUCACACAAGCCCUUUCUGCCAAUGAGAUUUUCCGAGCUCUUCCAUCCAGUUACAACAUCGCCAGACCAAUUUUAGACCAAUACCUCACCCUCCUGGUGGAUGAUCCGAUGGAAUUUGUGGGCAGGACAGGUGACAGUGGAGGAGGAAUGUAUGUCGUCAAUUUACAUCCUGCACUGGCUAAUCUGGCCAGAGCUACACUAGAGUCUGUGGUCCAAGAGAGGUUUGGUUCCCGCUCUGCUCGAAUCUUUCGUCUGUUACUGCGAAAACGGCACCUGGAACAGAAGCAGGUGGAGGAUUUUGCCAUGGUUCCUGCCAAAGACAUGCUGUACACACUCCUGUCUGAGAACCUGGUCGAGCUACAGGAAAUCCCCAAAACGCCAGACUACGCCCCUUCUCGCACCUUUUACCUGUACACCGUUAACCAGCUGCCCACCUUCAGACUACUUCUGCAACACUGCUUCAAGACAGUUGGCAACCUGAUCGAGAGGCGGCUGUAUGAGACCAAAGAGAACAAGCAAGUCACUCUCUACACAUGA